CCAAUUUAGAUAUGCUAUAAAUUUAAGAGGUUGCCAUGACCACGGCGCGCCCAUUGGCCGCCGGGCCCCCUACGUGCCGCGCCACGUCACCAAAUCUGAAUAAGGAUGCGCGAAUUAGGCGGCGGCCAGACAAAGAUGAGGAUCGGGACUGCUUGAAAGUGGGGGAAAGUGCCGGCGCCUCCGCCACCGGGGAAAGCCGCUCCGCAGCGCCGAGGCCAACAGCCACCCGAGACACCUGGGGGAGCCCGGAACAAGCGCCGGCGCGCGCGGCCCGUGGCAUGAGGUUGUGAACGCCACCACCUCCCACUCCACUCUGGGCAACCCAGCUCCAGGCCAGCGAUCGCCCAAGGACUUGACCGGCUGAGUCUUGGUCCGGACCGGACUCGCCCGUGUGGCGGCCGAGACAAGAGGCGGAGCGCAGGGUCGGGGCCGAGAGGCCCGAGGGCCAGGGGCCCAAGGGGAGGGUGAGGCGGCCGGAGCCGCCGGGGCUCGGGGCUAUGAUGGUGCACUGUGCCGGCUGCGAGCGGCCCAUCCUCGACCGCUUUCUGCUGAACGUGCUGGACCGCGCGUGGCACAUUAAAUGUGUGCAGUGCUGCGAGUGCAAAACCAACCUCUCGGAGAAGUGCUUCUCUCGCGAGGGCAAGCUCUACUGCAAAAAUGACUUCUUCAGGCGCUUCGGCACCAAGUGUGCAGGCUGUGCACAAGGCAUCUCGCCCAGCGACCUGGUGCGCAAGGCCCGCAGCAAAGUCUUCCACCUCAACUGUUUCACCUGCAUGGUAUGCAACAAGCAGCUGUCCACCGGCGAGGAGCUGUACGUCAUCGACGAGAACAAGUUCGUGUGCAAAGACGACUACCUGAGCUCGUCCAGCCUCAAGGAGGGCAGCCUCAACUCAGUGUCAUCCUGUACGGAUCGAAGUUUGUCCCCGGACCUUCAGGACCCAUUGCAGGAUGACCCCAAGGAGACGGACAACUCGACCUCGUCGGACAAGGAGACGGCCAAUAACGAGAACGAGGAGCAGAACUCGGGCACCAAGCGGCGCGGCCCGCGCACCACCAUUAAAGCCAAGCAGCUGGAGACGCUCAAGGCCGCCUUCGCCGCGACGCCCAAGCCCACGCGCCACAUCCGCGAGCAGCUGGCGCAGGAGACUGGCCUCAACAUGCGUGUCAUCCAGGUGUGGUUUCAGAACCGACGGUCCAAAGAACGCCGGAUGAAACAGCUGAGCGCGCUGGGCGCCCGGAGACACGCCUUCUUCCGGAGUCCGCGGCGCAUGCGUCCUCUGGGCGGCCGCUUGGACGAGUCUGAGAUGUUGGGGUCCACCCCGUACACAUACUACGGAG
Galeopterus variegatus (Sunda flying lemur) is the source of this 1338-nucleotide messenger RNA. RefSeq names its product LIM/homeobox protein Lhx5. Gene Ontology annotation, biological process: neuron differentiation; regulation of transcription by RNA polymerase II. Gene Ontology annotation, molecular function: DNA-binding transcription factor activity, RNA polymerase II-specific; RNA polymerase II transcription regulatory region sequence-specific DNA binding. The transcript has 4 exons. Gene Ontology annotation, cellular component: nucleus. The record is from RefSeq and is a predicted model, not a curated record. Lineage: Eukaryota; Metazoa; Chordata; Mammalia; Dermoptera; Cynocephalidae. The annotation marks the transcript as partial.